Lytechinus pictus (painted urchin) is the source of this 4213-nucleotide messenger RNA. Its product is annotated as slit homolog 1 protein-like. The transcript has a single exon. The record is from RefSeq and is a predicted model, not a curated record. Gene Ontology annotation, biological process: signal transduction. The coding region runs from base 163 to 2916 and encodes 917 amino acids. Gene Ontology annotation, molecular function: protein binding. NCBI's taxonomy places the organism in Eukaryota, Metazoa, Echinodermata, Echinoidea, Temnopleuroida, Toxopneustidae.
UCAUCAUUUUAAAGUGAGCAGAUAUAGCCUCCGAAACCAUGUGCAAAUAUUCCUUCAGGAUGCAAUCAAGGAAAGCAUAAGAAAACACUUCAAUCGACAUUUUUUCUACGGUUUUCUUGCAUGAAUAAGGACCCGCUGUGACCAGUUGAUUGAAAGUGCAGGAUGGCUCUCUAUCAGACUCUGUACAUUCAAGUAAUAUUUAUGCUUCUCCAUGGACUCCUAGUUGGCGUGAGAGUGGAUGCUGACGUGGGUGAUAUCAACACGAGACUUAAUCAUACAUGCUUUUUAAACAUGACAGAACACUUAGCCAAUUGCUCAUAUCGUGAUCUCCCGUCGAUUCCUCAAAACCUUCCCCAUGAUAUACGUUCUCUUAACGUAUCUGACAAUAAAAUAUCUGCGCUCUUGGAUACAUCGUUUACGAACUACUCACUGAUUGAUACUCUAGACUGUAGUUAUAACUCUAUAGACUUCAUCCACAAUAAAACGUUUCAUGGUCUUACGUAUCUUAAGAUAUUGAUGCUCCAACACAACAAAAUAUGGUUCCUCCCUAUUUCCCUCCUGGAGGAAAAUAUUCACAUCUCCUUGCUAAUCCUUCAUCACAAUAGACUUACUGAAAUUUCUCCUGUUUUUAGGCAAACUGUACAUUCUAUAGGGGAAGAUGGCGACGUUGGAUGUAAAAAUUUGUCACGAUUUGAUUUGUCUUUCAAUAGAAUCACAUCAGUAGAGAAGGAAGAUUUCGUAGGUGUUCAGCAUUGUUUCAUUGAUAGCUUUUACUUAAGUGCUAACCGAAUAAAGAGUCUCCCUCGUGGUGUUUUCACAUACCUGCCUGCAGUCAAUUUACUCAUCAAUCACAUAGAAUUACAUGAAUUCAUCACCGCUUCUUUCAUUGGUAAUAAAGCGAUAGUCAAAGCGACUAUAACUAGGUCAGGAAUAAGAUCUAUUAUUCCCAUGAAUAUAUCGACUAUUCCAACUAAUCUUUUGCCAGGUGUGAAUAAGCUUUACCUUCAAUCCAAUAAACUAUUAACUAUCCCAAGUUAUGCCCUGCGAGGGUUUGAACAUCUCCAAAUUCUAGACAUUGGAUCAAAUCAUAUCACUAGUGUGCAUGGGGAUUCCUUCUGUGGCCUUAAGUCGCUGGUUAGUUUGAGGUUAGCUGUGAAUAAAAUAAAAACUCUUCCCCUUAACUCAUUUGCUUGUGCCCAGAAACUUGAACGAAUUGAUUUGUCACAUAACGAAAUUUUUGAAUUAGAUCCUGCGUGGUUUAACGGAAGUCAGCGACUACAAACUCUGAUAGUAUACAAGAGCAACGUAAAAGACAUACAUCCCGUACCGUGGAAUGUAUCUAAUCUUCAAAGUUUAACGUUGAGUAAUAAUAAUGUUCGUUCUAUCAACAGAUAUUCGUUCAUCGGAUUAAGUAGCCUACGAGUUCUUGAUUUAACAAGGAACCGUGAACCACUCGAUAUUGCCAUGGAUGCAUUUGUACAAAAUUAUAAUUUAGAAAGGAUCAUCAUGGAAGAUUUGAUCAAAUUGAAUUUGAAUGGUUGUUUCAGCAAUAUGCAUCGCCUGAAUUUCCUAGAUUUGUCAUAUUCUGCAAGCCGCUUAGAUAUUUCAUCUCGUGACCAAUUUAAAAAUACGUCGGCACUGAGAACUUUGAAUUUGACCAGAACAUACCUCCAAACAGAAGAUUUAGUUCAAUUCAAGGGCCGUGUGCCAUUGUUUUCAGGUCUAGUCUCAUUGAUCAUUCUUAACUUGCAACACAAUCAUUUUAAUGAUUUCCAAUCAGUUCCUAAUGCAUUUACUCCACUUUACAAUCUUCAGGAACUAGAUCUAACAGACUGUCGCAUAGAACGCAUCGAUUCCCGGAUAUUUAGGAAUCUUUCGUCACUGAGAAAGCUCUCAUUGGCCGUGAACGACAUCAAAGAUGUCCCUGAAGAAACUUUUCACGAUUUAACAAAUUUACGUAUCCUCAGGCUAGAAUUUAACGCUGUUGCGGUGAUUGGGAAACAUCUGUUUUCCAGAACAUCGUAUCUCAAAGUAUUAUCCGUCAACAACAAUCAAAUUUCCACGAUAGACCCCUUUACAGUAUUUCCAAUAAAUCUACAAACAUUAGUCAUUGCGAACAAUCCUUUCACAUGUACUUGUCAGCUUGCAUGGUUCCGGGAGUGGAUAGACAAGGUGAAUGUAGAUGUCUAUGAGAAAAAUGACACUCGUUGUUCUAGUACCUCGUUGGGAACGUUGAAUAACCACACUCUUUGGUCGUUUAACCCAAGAGAUUACUGCGGAGUCGAUAUAUAUCUUAUUGUAGGUGUAUCUCUGGCCGUCGUGUCUGUUCUGUCAAUAGGAAUUCUUGUAUAUGUGAAGCGGUGGUGGUUGAACUACAAGAUGUUCCUUUUGAAGUUAGCCAUCGUUGGGUAUCAAGAAUUUAUUGAAGAUCGUACAGCCGAUGACUACGAGUAUCAACUUAACUUGAUGUUUCAGGAAGAUAACGAGGAGUGGGUCAAUGACAGCAUGAAACCGUUCCUGGAAGAGAGGAUGCCACACUUGGAACAUAUCGUCUUCGGGGAUAGAGAUCUACAUCCAGGGUUUUUCUAUCUUGACGCCAUAUGUGACGUCAUCGAAAACAGUCACAAAACGGUCCUUUUGCUUAGCAACCAGUCGGUGAAGGAUCCAUGGUUCAUGACUAAGCUCCGAAUGUCCGUGGAACAUAUGAAUGAUACCAAGUUGGAGAAAGUUAUCCUCAUAUUCUUGGAGGAUAUAGAAAAUGACCACCUCCCGUAUCUUGUCAGGCUUCUGUUGAGUCGAAACAAACCUCACCUGCUUUGGGUGGAUGAUGAUGAAGAUGGACAAGAAUUAUUCUGGGCGAAGUUUCAGAAGAGUUUGAAGGCUAACAGAGAAAUGAAUAAUGUAAUCCCAGUAUAAAUGAUAACAGAUCAUAAUCAACGAAAAUGACUCCUUUAGUUAAGAUCAUCUCUUAUAACUUGCUGUUGUAAUUUUAAUCGUGUGUUGGGAUGUGAGGUAUGUCUGAUGAUUGUGUCGACAAUGAGAGGGGUGUUUUUGCAUUGUUUUUGUUUGAAAAAGAAAAGGUGCAUUUUUUACUUUGCCCCCACUUUCAACUUUGCUCCGCCGCCCUGUUAACAUACCUUGAAAUAAAGACUCGAACUUUUUAUAGUCAUUUAUGAAUACAUAAUCUAUUGAAUGUCAUUAACGUCCACACAAGCAGAAAAAUGUCAAUUUGAAUAAAUAGAAGAAAAUCCAACAAGCCUAACGCUGAAAAUUUUAUCAAAUUGGAUGUAAAAUAAGAAAGUUUUGACAUUUUAAAGUUUCGCAUAUUUUUCACCAAAAAAGUUGUAAUCAUUCACAACUCGGUGACAUGUAAAUGAGAGAGUCAAUGAUGUCCAUCACUAUUUAUUUUAUUAUUCAUUGUAUAAAUUAUGCAAUGCUUCAUUUUUUACUGAUUUAAUAUUAAGGUCCAACUUUACUGAACCAUAAGAUGUUAAAACAAUGGUAAUACCACAUGUUCAGGAAGGAAUAAAUCUUUGUUUCACAUGAAAAUGAGGAGAAAAAUAUUUCAUAUAAUGAAAUUCAUGUGCAUACUGACUAGCAUGUGCAUUUAACUGUUUCGUUAGAUUAACCGAUGUGUUUUUACAUCCAAUUUACAUGAAAUUUCCAGUGUUAUGCUUGUUUUACAUUCCCCUUUUUUAUUCAAAUCACUUUGUCGUUGGGUGGAGUUGUCUUUUAAAUGGGUUUUUCCGACCCCUCACUCACAAAUUAGUGGAGUUUAUUUAUAGACUCUUUCGAUUUGCCAUUUUAUUGUUAGAAAUGGUAUGAUGAGCUCGUAGAUCCGGAUCACUAGGUAUUAAUGUGGACAACCCCCCCCCAACAAAAUACAUUAACGCGCUUCUUUCUCACGAUAACCCAUUUUCACUAUCAUUAAGAAUGUAAUGCGUUUAGAAAAUUCAUUCAUAUAACUAUAAUAAUGGAGAUACAAACACAGAUUAUAUCCGUGUUAUAAUUAUGAAAGUCCUUUUAUUAGUAUCUAUAUCUCAUUAAGUGAUGCAAUGAAAAUGUCUUCAAACUGCUGUAGAAAAAUCAAGAAUAUUCAUGUUUUAGAAAAUUAAUGAAUUACAACAAGAGCUUAUCUAAGUGUCUCUUAUUUCAACGAAACAAAAUAAAUAAACAAACAAAAAAAUCAAGGAAUUCUUUCUGGUAUAGAUUG